Messenger RNA from Geodia barretti, 399 nucleotides. The record is from the annotation of a GenBank genome assembly. Lineage: Eukaryota; Metazoa; Porifera; Demospongiae; Tetractinellida; Geodiidae.
AUGACGGCCAACAGCCAGCCCACCCUGCGGGAACUGGUAGAGGAUUUCCUGUACAGGGAAGCGGCGCUUCUCGACGACUGGCGCCUGGACGACUGGGUCAGCCUGUUUACCGAGGAUGGACGUUACGUGGUUCCCACCACCGAUCUGCCUGAAGGAGAUCCCCAGCGCGACCUGGUGUUCAUCGACGACGACAUUACCCGAUUGCGCGCCCGGGCGGUUCGGUUGAACAGCCGUCGCGCCCACCGCGAGUACCCCUGGUCGCGGACACGCCGGUUCGUCUCCAACGUGCGUGUUGAGGAAACCAACGAUGGGGAACUUCGGGUCACCUCCAACGUCCUGGUCUACCGGUCCGCGGCGGUGAGGGAGCUCCCUUCGUCGGCAGUAUCGACUACGUCUUGA